Molecule: messenger RNA, 4340 nt
Organism: Hypoxylon trugodes
Lineage: Eukaryota; Fungi; Ascomycota; Sordariomycetes; Xylariales; Hypoxylaceae
Product: P-loop containing nucleoside triphosphate hydrolase protein
Exons: 4
Coding region: 74-4273 (1399 amino acids)
Cellular component (GO): intracellular anatomical structure
Molecular function (GO): ATP binding; protein binding; RNA binding
Source: RefSeq, a predicted model, not a curated record
UAUUCAUCUCAUAUUGAAAUGUCAUGAGGGAAUUUCAACAUAACAUCACCAUUUUUCCAGAUGGCUUACCAAAAUGGUGAAGAAAGGCAAGGAUAAGGCCGCAACAGCCCCCCCAGCUGCUGCCGUGGCCGCUAGCGGGUCAUCGUCGAAAAAGAAUUCGUCCAAGGCUGGUAAAAACACCGCCAAUUCGCAGCAAAAUGACGAUUUCAUAGUUUUUACGAACUCUACUAAUGAUAAUAAAUCUAAUAAAAAGGGAGGAGGACAGGGUGGAUCUUCGAAUGCGGGAGGGAAGAAGACCGGACCAGGCGGCGAGAGUACGGGAGAGCCUUCAGGACCUCCUAAACCGACGGCAAAGCAGAUAAUCGGUGGCGCCAGUUGGACGGGAAAGUUACCAGUGAAUCUUCUUUCGGAACAUUGCCAGAGGCAGAAGUGGGACAAGCCCGACUACCAACCUAUUAGGAAUUCCGAGGGUUAUUCGUACUUCGUCCAGCUUAGUGCAAAGAACCAGAAGACCCGGGAAGUCCAGAAGUUACCUCCUUUCAAAAUCCCCCCGGAUUAUAAACAUCUAGUAACCAAAGAGACUGCUCUAGAAGCCAGACAUGCCGCCGCCACGUACGCUCUAUUUAGAGUAUGUAGCAUGAAAAAUAUACAUACGACUUUACCACCAGACUAUAAGUCAUUAUGGAAACAGUUCGAGACAUUGAAGAAGGAGGAUGUGAAAAAGGGCAACGCAUGGAUGUACGAUGCGGAUCCUUUCGCUACGUUGAAGCAGCGAGAAGACGAGAAGGCUGCUGCCGAGAAGAAGAGGAAGGAACAGGAGGCUAUUAAGGAAAAAGCGAAGAAUAUGCCUGGCGCGGCUGGUCUUGUGCUUCGGAGCAAUGCCGUAUCUUCGGGAGGCGGAGGUGGAAAUCCCAUGAAAGGCUGGACUACCGUUCCGAAGAUCGAAAUGGGUCGGAAAACCCGAUCUCAAUUAGAAGACUUGCUUCGAAGGGAAGUGAUAUGGAACCCCCAUGGUGUCAAGAUGCCGAAAUCUCAGAAAGAUGCCAUCGUUAAGGAACUUACAAACUCUGGCUUCCGAAAAAGUCACGUCGAGGAAGCGGUUGAGGAGUGCAAGGACCGCGAAGAGACAUUAGAGUGGCUACUCAUACAUGUUCCCGAGGACGAUCUUCCUAGAUGGGCUCUACCGGAGAGCUAUAGUGCGGGCGUUUCGGUUGCUGCAACACAAGAUUUGAAACGUGAAGGGGCAGUGAAACGGUUAUCUCAAUCAGGCUAUUCUGCCGAAUUAUGCAGGAAGCUCUACGACGACAAUGGUGGGAACGAAGGGUUUACUGCUGAAGCCUUACAGCGGUUCUUGCUUUCUAGUGGCGACGAUUCUGCACUCGCGAAUGGUGACUCUGAACCCUUCAUAUCAGGCACGCCAGAAGAAUGUUGGAACGACGAAAUGGAGAGCCUCGCUUCGGUCUUCGGCGAUAGUUUCAAACGGCUAUCCGACGAUGUCUGCCAGAUCAGGAUAGAUUCGGUUAAAAACGGCCCUAAGAUGGACGUUGAGACCUAUGCGCAGUUUCGAAGGUCAUCACGAUACCCGUCUGAAGUUAUCGUAGCUGUGGUAGCAGAUCUACCCUCUUACAUCAAAUUGAGUGUGGUCAAAAAGACACUUGCUUACCUCAACGAAUCCUUAAGUGAGGAACCAAUGAAGAUUUACUUUGCGGUCGAUUGGGUUCAGCAAAAUAUCAACUCCAUUAUUGAAAAUCCCGGAAAACUACGUGACAUAUCGGGAGUCGCAUCAACCGCCGCAGAAACCCGUGCAGCCGUUCCUGCUAGGCAGAGGUUCUCAAGGCACCCGAAGCCGCUUUCUUGGGCGGUGGAUGCGCGCAGUAGAGAAGAAUGGCAGAAGCGACAAGACAACUCUACAUUGAAGGAAAUGAUUUCUCAACGCCAGAAGCUACCCGCUUGGCAAGCGAGAGAUCUGGUUGUAAGCACGGUCUCACGAGAUCAAGUCACAAUCAUUGCUGGUGAGACGGGUUCAGGCAAGUCGACGCAAUCGGUCCAAUUCAUACUCGACGACCUCUACAGUAAAGGAUUCGGAAAUGCUGCCAGUAUUAUAUGCACACAACCACGCAGGAUCUCCGCUUUGGGUCUUGCGGACAGAGUUAGCGAGGAACGAUGCUCGAAGCUCGGACAAGAAGUCGGAUACUCCAUCCGCGGGGAAAAUAAGGUCAGCGCCCAGACGAAAAUCACUUUCGUAACAACUGGUGUUCUCCUUAGACGCCUGCAAACUUCUGGAGGACGCACCGAGGACGUCGUCGCAUCACUAGCUGAUGUCAGUCAUGUGGUCAUUGAUGAAGUCCACGAGCGCAGUUUGGAUACAGAUUUCCUUCUUAGUAUAAUUCGCGAUGUCUUGAAACGAAGGGAGGAUUUAAAGCUUGUCCUCAUGAGUGCUACGCUUGAUGCGGCGACUUUCCAAAGCUACUUCGCCUCCGAGGGACUCCCGGUGGGUUUAGUCGAGAUUUCUGGUAGAACGUUCCCAGUCGAGGAUUACUAUCUCGACGAUAUCAUCCGGAUGACAGAUUUUACCGUCGAUAAUGGAAGACACCGUGAUCGAGAUGAGGGGAUGUUUGAUGGUACGACUUCAACAGAUCCGGGCAAAGAGCCGCAGGAUCCAAUUAACAAAACUAUCCAAAGAUUGGGCUCCCGAAUUAAUUACAACUUGCUCGUCGAGACAGCGAAAGAAAUUGAUGCAGAUUUAUAUCAUAACAACAAGAAGGGCGGCAUUCUUAUCUUCUUGCCCGGUGUCGCAGAAAUCAACCGCACUGUUAAUCAAUUGAAGAGCAUUCCCUCUCUCCAUGUUCUACCCCUCCACGCCUCUCUUGAUACGCGCGAACAGCGACGAGUAUUCACAAGCCCGCCACCUGGUAAACGGAAAGUGGUGGUCGCGACGAACGUGGCGGAGACGUCGAUCACAAUUGACGAUAUUGUUGCUGUUAUUGACACGGGAAAAGUGAAGGAGACAAGCUUCGAUCCCCAAAAUAACAUGCGCAAGCUAGAGGAGACAUGGGCCUCCCGGGCUGCAUGCAAACAACGAAGAGGUCGUGCUGGUAGAGUUCAAGCUGGGAAGUGUUAUAAAUUGUAUACGAGGAAUCUUGAGGAACGCAUGGCGGAACGUCCGGAGCCUGAGAUUCGUCGCGUCCCUCUUGAGCAGCUCUGCUUAUCAGUGCGAGCUAUGGGAACACGAGAUGUUGGUGGAUUCUUGGGGAGAACACCGACACCUCCGGAAAUUACCGCUGUCGAGAACGCUAUUAAGAUGUUACAGCGGAUGGGUGCUCUUGAUGGCGAAGAGUUGACUGCUCUCGGUCAGCAGCUAGCCAUGAUCCCGGCAGACCUCCGAUGCGGCAAGCUCAUGAUUUACGGUGCUAUUUUCGGAUGCCUUGAUAAGAGCGUUUCUAUCGCUUCUAUUUUAAGUACCAAGAGCCCGUUUGUCUCUCCGCCUGAGAAGCGAGAUGAUGCCAAAGCUGCACGCAUGCAAUUUUCUCAGGGCGAUGGUGACCUCCUUACGGAUUUAAGAGCUUUUCAACAGUGGAAAGCAAUGUCGGAUGAGGGUACACCACAGCGACAAUUGAGACAAUUUUGCGACGCGAAUUUCCUUUCCAACCAAACACUUUCUGAUAUAUCGGCCACCCGCGUGCAGUAUUAUUCGGCGCUCGCAGAACUGGGUAUACGCGACAAUCGUCCUGCAGGCAAUCAAGCGUCGACGGCUCUUGUACGUGCUUUAACAGCCUCAGCAUUCACGCCACAGAUAGCGCGAAUACAGUUCCCAGACAAGAAAUUCGCAACGUCAAUGUCCGGCGCCGUGGAGCUUGACCCCGAGGCUCGCACUAUUAAGUAUUUCACACAGGAGAACGGUCGAGUGUUUAUCCACCCUAGCAGUACACUGCACGACAACCAGGGAUUUUCGGGCAAUGCCGUGUUCUUGUCUUACUUCAAUAUGAUUUCGACGAGUAAAAUAUUUAUUCGGGACCUUACUCCGUUCAACGCCUUUACGCUACUUUUAUUCUCCGGUGCCAUCGACCUCGAUACUUUGGGGAGGGGUUUAGUGGUAGAUGGUUGGCUACGGCUCCGGGGUUGGGCACGGAUCGGCGUGCUGGUAUCGAGGCUUAGAGGCAUGGUCGACAAUAUUAUCGCGGUGAAGGUUAAUGAUCCGCAUGCAGAGGUCUGCAAUAGUGAGGUGAUAAAAUUGGUGGCGAAGCUAAUAGAACUAGAUGGUCUUGAUGCUUGAUUAACUGCGACCAUAGGGUGAGUAUUGGGAUACAUAAAUGAUAGACUUACUAUGAUUCUUUAGACGA